CUUUUGACUUGCUGUUAGUCAGAACUUCCGGUUUCCUUCUUUACGUCGUGAGAUACCAAGUCGAGAAAAGCUAGACAAGAUGCAGCUCCAUAUUCGGGGACAGGAAAGUCACAUUAUCGAGUGCCAGGGUAAUGAGACCAUCGCACAAAUCAAGUCACAGCUUGCAAUUCUUGAAAAUGGAAGCACAGAAUUUAGCCUUUCUUGCGGAGGUGCUAUACUCUCCGAUGAUACUAAUGUAUCUGAGCUCUCCAGCGACACCCUUGAACUGACUGUUCCCUUGCUUGGAGGUAAGGUGCACGGUUCCUUGGCUCGUGCUGGUAAAGUAAAGGGGCAGACACCGAAGGUUGAGAAACAAGAGAAGAGCAAGAAGAAGACUGGCCGUGCAAAGAGGCGCAUACAGUAUAACCGCAGAUUCGUCAACGUCGUACAAACCUUUGGACGUCGUCGCGGACCCAACGCUAAUCCUAAUUCAUAAAUGAUUCCUCAGAUACUGGGUCAAUUCGUCAUGUAUUUGUACUACCAUGUAAUUCGUGAUAACUGAUAAUACAUAAUACGUGUCGCAUUAUCCUACAAUGAG
Molecule: messenger RNA, 577 nt
Organism: Cephus cinctus (wheat stem sawfly)
Lineage: Eukaryota; Metazoa; Arthropoda; Insecta; Hymenoptera; Cephidae
Gene: RpS30
Exons: 5
Coding region: 80-475 (131 amino acids)
Biological process (GO): translation
Cellular component (GO): cytosolic small ribosomal subunit; ribosome
Molecular function (GO): structural constituent of ribosome
Source: RefSeq, a predicted model, not a curated record